AUGGAGCGCGAUAGUGAGGCAUCUAACGGGUCGAAAGACGUUGGCGAGACUACAGGGACUAUAUCGAUCAAGGACUUUGCAUACGACAAGUCAGACGCAUUACACUAUGGCUAUUUUGGCGACAAUUACGAGGAGGAAUAUUAUGACGACGAGGAGCGUGAAAAUAGCAGCGAUGGCUCGUCGGCUGAACAAGUCAAUGCAAGUACAGAGCCUGCAGACUCAUUCCGCUCGCAUAACGAUGGGCGAGGGUUGAAGGAUUCUUCAAACCAUAAUGAUGCUGGUUUCGGCUACGACGAGCCAGAAGAUGCGAUCACUAAGCGACAAAGCAUCGUGCUGCCUAGCAACCAAAUAGUGAAUAGGCAAGCAGUGGCACUGUACGACUUUGCACCAGAGAAUGACAACGAAUUGGAGCUGCACGAAGGUGACAUACUUUUCAUAGGCUACAGACACGGGCAAGGGUGGCUCGUGGCGGAAAACGAGCAACGGACACGUACGGGUCUGGUACCUGAAGAAUACGUAACCUUGACAGGAUCUCCGGAGAGUGGCGCCGAUGACGACGAGUACGCUAGUGCUCUCGACCACGAUGACAACGAAAAUGACCAUGAAAAUGACGACGACAACGAAGGUAAGCCACGACCUUUUUACUUGACACAUAUGAUUGCAGAGUCCAUGGAGGCUGCUGUUCACGAGGAUGAACCGGACCUUGAAUGGGAAGACAUUGACGACGUGGAAUCUGCGUUUAACGAGAACCUCAAGAUCUCUGAUACGUGA
Molecule: messenger RNA, 771 nt
Organism: Lachancea meyersii CBS 8951
Lineage: Eukaryota; Fungi; Ascomycota; Saccharomycetes; Saccharomycetales; Saccharomycetaceae
Source: the annotation of a GenBank genome assembly